CCGAGAUACAGUGCUCUGCGAUGUUGUCAACCUAAUCCACCUUAAACCCUGCCUGACGAUUGAAGUCGAACUCCUCCAACAGCCAGAGAGAUCCUCUGACGCUAUUUGAAAAUUAAUCAAUGAAAGUUAGGGUUUUUCUCUGAGAUUUGAUCUUGAUUAUCGAAAAUGGCGCUCGUGAGAAGGUUUCACACAGUUCGUUCAUUGUUGCGAACAGCUGGAUCAAGAGAAUCUUCUUCACUCUCAUUCGGGAAUGGAAAUGAGUUCUCCUUGGCUCAAAUCGGAGAUGAUUUCAGAUUUGGGUGUUGGAGAAACUAUCAUUCUUCUCUUUCUCACGUUCCUGAAGCUCAUGGGAGAAGCAUGUAUUCACGUUUGUAUGAGAGUCAUAACGUCAACACACAUUUGCUUCGAUCUACUCUGAUUGCAGAGUCUUUGCCGUUUACGAAUGAUAAAAGGUUUGUUGCAACCCAAGUUAAGGCUCCACCUCAACUACAGAAAACGGGUGCCGUUAGAGUGUCUAUGGUAAGUCCUGGAUUUGUAUAUGAACCCUAUGCACUUCAAGAGAAAAUCUCGAUUUGGCGGAGAUGUUUCACAAGAGGUGGUUGGCGAAGAACAAAAGAGGAUUUUGUACGGGAGCUAAGAAGCGCAUACGCUAUCGCUAAGUUAAGGAAGACAGGGUAUUCAAAGAAUACGUUCUACAUAGAAGCACUAGAGUUGUACAAACAGAUUAAUAUUCUGAUGGCCAAUGGUGACAAGAAGGAGAUAAGAAAGAACGUAACUGAAAGAAUGUAUUCUGCACUGAAGAACGAAAUCAAACAAAGAGAAGCCAUCUGGGAUGGUGUUUACUGGGAAAUGAUUGAGCCAGUUGUCAAGAUCCGAACUUUACAAGCUCGACUGAUCGGAAUUGACCGGACAGACCUUAAGAAAGCAUUUAUACAACUGACACUCGAGUUUCUGACAAAGCAGAAAUUCGAAGCAUACGAUGCAAAAGGCAAUGUAGUAGCUGGAGAUAGGAAGAAAGAGGUGCUUGUACGUGACAUAUGGGUCUUUGAGAAGUCUCUUUUCCAUACAGGAGCUUACUGGCGGCUCUGUGGCCGGAUCAAACUAUGAAGUUGUGCAACAUUGUGGCUUAGGCAAAGAGUGUUAACAGUUUCAGACAAAGAAUAAAAAUUCCAACAUAUCCUGAUUUAUUGCUGAGUCAGUAUUCUCCUUUACGGUUGGCUUUCUUCUAUGUUCCUCUUAAAAUGCAAGCCUGAAUGUUAUCUGAUUAGGUGCCUAGAAAAACUUUGCUAUUUUGCGAGGUAAAUCAUCGAUACCAUACAAGCAAAGAUCAGAAAAUUAUGUGUUGGGUAGUAGUCUCUUUGUAUACCUCAUUGGAACCAGUUUUUGUUUUGUUUCGGUUUGUUAUCUUUUUUUAUUGUAGUGUUCAGUAACUGAGACUGGCAUGUGUUGCUUCUGUCAUUUUCUAUGUUCUCUUCUAUUGGUGGAUUAUAUGAAUUCAAGUAGCUACUGAAAAUAAUAUACUAUA
This is a messenger RNA of Camelina sativa (false flax), 1525 nucleotides long. RefSeq lists its product as uncharacterized. The record is from RefSeq and is a predicted model, not a curated record. Gene Ontology annotation, cellular component: mitochondrion. NCBI's taxonomy places the organism in Eukaryota, Viridiplantae, Streptophyta, Magnoliopsida, Brassicales, Brassicaceae.